GCCAACUAUUCGAAACGUUGUCCCCAGUCCGAAGAUGAUUGCCCAAACAAGUAUAUUAUCGGAAAACAUUUACGGAUGCGGGGAUGUUUGCGAUUGUGUGAAGGAAGAAUUAUAGCCAUCAUAAGGUUGACAAAUCCAUCUUUGACUUGUCCCACCGAAAAACCAAAAAUUACUCGAUCCAGCGACAAAACACCCACUCACCCCAGCUAUUACUGUGUAAAACCGACCAAAAAUGAAACUCCUUUCCCUCCUCCUUGCGACAACUGUGCUCGCCUAUCAAGUUGAGAUUCACCCCGAGUACCAGCAAGGUCUCGCGAUCAACGAUGUACCCGCUGAACGCCGAUUGCAUUGGAUGAGAGUUGCCAACGAAGCUGUUUAUGCGGAUGGACAUCCAUGCCCGCAAGCACCAUUUGGGACUGCUAUCGUCAAUACCACGUCGGACGAAUUGGUGUGUGUUACUUCGAACAAGGUCGGGAUAACGGGAAACCCAGCAAUGCAUGGAGAAAUUUCUGCGAUUACAUACUGUACUGAAGUGUUGACGGCUAAGGGCUGGACGUCCCAAGAGAUUUUGGCAGGGUGGAAAGAUUUCAGUCUCUAUACCAAUGGAGAGCCCUGUCCGAUGUGCGCAUCUGCUAUUCGAUGGGCUGGUUUCAAGGAGGUCAUCUAUGGUACAAGUAUCCGUACCAUUGCUGAAAACGGUAGAAACCAAAUUUACAUUCCUUCUUCAAUGGUCUGGGAAAAAAGUUAUUCUCUUGGACAUGCCACUUUAAUGCUUGGGAAUGUCUUGACCAAUGAAACGGACGCCUUUUUCCAGCACCAAUUCAACGAGAGCGCACCCUGUCCUACCGGAUGCUACCGACAGGCGUUUCCAGGCAGGAGGAUCAAAGGGUGCUUACCCGUGGACAACUGGGAACAGGUCGUGGCCAAGGCUGGAAAAGGUUUGGCCGUCAAGCAAAGCAAGGUGCAAGAGAUUCGACAUGAUGAAUUGUAGUUUAGAUGAGUGAUGGGGGUUGUACAAUCCAUACCAAAACCAGACUGUGAUAUCAGUGGAUAAACAAUGCAUCUGCACAUAAAUCCUU
Messenger RNA from Cryptococcus deneoformans JEC21, 1079 nucleotides. RefSeq names its product cytosine deaminase, putative. Gene Ontology annotation, molecular function: zinc ion binding; guanosine deaminase activity. Lineage: Eukaryota; Fungi; Basidiomycota; Tremellomycetes; Tremellales; Cryptococcaceae. The record is from RefSeq and is a predicted model, not a curated record. The coding region runs from base 233 to 991 and encodes 252 amino acids. Gene Ontology annotation, biological process: purine nucleoside catabolic process. The transcript has 6 exons.